Messenger RNA from Fibroporia radiculosa, 1059 nucleotides. RefSeq lists its product as uncharacterized. The coding region runs from base 1 to 1059 and encodes 352 amino acids. The record is from RefSeq and is a predicted model, not a curated record. The transcript has 9 exons. Lineage: Eukaryota; Fungi; Basidiomycota; Agaricomycetes; Polyporales; Fibroporiaceae.
AUGCUCGCAGCCGCUCGUCCGAGUCCCAAUCUUCCCUCUCUCUACCGCGUCCACCUCGCGUUUAACCCGUUUCAGACUCCAGAACUUCACACACUCAAGUCCACGCGCUUUCCUGGUGCUCAGAUGAUGGAAAGUCUACCCAUCGAUACAGCCCACCCCGCAGUCAGGGAUUACCUUGCUCUCAUUCGACUACAAGUCCUCACGCCGUUAUCUUUGCUCAUCAACAUCGCGACUGUUGUGGUAUGUUCAUUCGUACUGGAUCCCGGACUCGGACGGAUAUCAGAUCUCUAUCCCUCCACAAUUGCGCCGAACUCGUGGCUCAUCGCCGUAUACGUCGUUCUCAUAUACGUUGGACAAAUAGGCUACUGCUUGCUCCUUGUGCUUGCACGGAAACCCGAGACAAAGAACACGCUCGUAAAGGGUGUCGGUCUUCCGCUCGUGAUCGCAAAUUGGGUGAUGGCACUAUGGGCCAUCGCAUGGGUCCUACAAGCAUUCCUCCUAUCAACUAUCGCGCUUGGUGUCCUCCUUGUCCUCCUCCUAUACGCAAACCUCGUCCUGCUCGUAUAUCACAAACCAACCGGCUCUCGCCCAUUCGACGUCAUGUUCAUCCACGCCCCGUUGCGCGCAUUUAUGCUCUGGCCUCUCAUGAUCAUGUUCCCCUAUAGCCUCUUCAUCACGUUGGGAUAUACAUUCUCUCCCGGCGAACCUCAGCACUAUGCCCGUCACCAGUGGGCUGGAUUCGGGGUGCUUCUCGGCGUCAAUCUGCUCGGCUUGCUCGUGGUCGUCCUCCGCAGAGACAUCGUGUGGUGCGUCUCCGCGUGCUGGAUGUGUGCGAGCAUUUGGAGCCGCUCGCCGAAGCCGAUGCCUGUGUGGCUCACCGCUGUGCUCUUUACAAUUGCACACCCGCUCGCACUGGUGGUAUCGGCGCUGUGGGCCAGGUUCCGCCGACCCCGUGAGGGCGCGAUCACGCUCCCGCCGGACGAAGAGGAGCACGUACGGAGUGGUGGGCACCGCCAAGAAGGGCCUCGAGAAGUUGAUGUGGACGCGCUGUGGGGCUGA